Molecule: messenger RNA, 2076 nt
Organism: Zophobas morio
Lineage: Eukaryota; Metazoa; Arthropoda; Insecta; Coleoptera; Tenebrionidae
Exons: 2
Coding region: 90-1523 (477 amino acids)
Cellular component (GO): plasma membrane; cytosol; nucleus
Molecular function (GO): ATP-dependent protein folding chaperone; ATP binding
Source: RefSeq, a predicted model, not a curated record
UUUGCAAACAGUAGGAAUUUUUUAGGUUAGCAACCGUUUGAUUAAUAUUACCCCGUUAAAUUACGUUCCAAAUAAAUCAACUUCAUAUUAUGGACGACUUGGUAAUUGGCAUUGAUCUGGGUACAACAAAUUCCUGUGUUUCGUUAUAUACAGAAGGAAAAACAAAAAUUCUAGAAAACGCAUUCGACGGAAGAAUCACACCUUCCUUCAUUUAUUUUUCGCCUGAUGGAGAAAUCGUCAUCGGAGAACAUGGUGUAAAAAUGUCAGUUCAUAAACCAGAAAAUGGAAUUUAUGAAAUGAAACGACUCGUGGGACGACAGUUUGACGACCCAGAACUCCAGAAGAGCUUGAAAUAUUUUCCUUUCAAAGUAACAGCGAGCCCUUCAAACCUUCCGCUGGUUUCUGUUAAACAAAAAUCGGCCAUAUGCAAGAAAUCUCCUCAAGAAUUAUACACAGUACUACUGAAAGCGCUAAAGAAGUAUACCGAAGCAAAACUCGAAGAAACUAUCAACAAGGCAGUAAUAACCGUUCCUGCCUAUUUCAACGUUGCCCAAAAAGAAGUAACUUUGGAGGCGGCAAAAGACGCCGGAUUUACGGUCUUGAAACUACUAAACGAACCUACUGCUGCCGCUUUGGUUUACUAUUUUGAGAAUGACACCGAUAAAACUCAUCGUUCUUUAGUAUACGAUUUAGGAGGUGGUACUUUUGAUGUUGCAGUUUUAGAGAAACGUUUCGAAAACAUACAAGUGCUUUGCGUAGCCGGAGACACCCAAUUAGGAGGACAUGACAUUGACACUUGUCUUUUGAAUUACGUUUACCGAAUACUUCGAACCCAGUAUGGUUACGACCCGGAGGCAAGUUCCGACGAUAAAAGACGGUUACGCCUCAAAUGCGAAGAUGCAAAAAAAGAACUAUCGACAGUUGAGAGUACCGUCAUCACGAUCAACGGAAUGGUUUCGAAACAUCCGAAAAUCAAAAUAAGUCUGACGAAAGACGAGUUCGAAGCGAUGACAGACCACUUAUUUAAAAAAACGAUAGAUAUUCUUGACGAAUGUUUGAGAAGUUCGAAAAUUUCGAAGCGAUCGAUUCAAGAAAUUAUUUUGUGUGGUGGUUCGACCAGAAUACCGAAAAUACAGAAACUUGUUUCUGAUUAUUUCGACGGAAAACAAUUGAACAAGUUCGUCAAUACAAGUGAAUGUGUGGCCGAAGGAGCAGCUUUACAAGCGGCCAUGUUGUCGACGAAUCGGAAGCAAAAAAUCGAUGAACUUCGGAUUGUUAAUGUCCUUCCUCUUUCCAUAGGCACUUGGGGACACAGCUUGUGUCAUGACAUGUCGUUCUUAAUCAAGAGAGGCACGAAGUUACCAACGAGCGUAACCCAUGUUUUCGUAAACACAGAAACUGAUGAAACUACUUUUACAUUUGACAUAUAUGAAGGAGAACGUUUAGAUCUUAGAAAAAACCGUUAUUUAGGCACUGUCUUACUAACUGAUGUAGAAUCAGCCGCACCUUUUCAGAAAAAAUAACUCUUUCUUUGCUCAUCGACCAAAAUGGCAUAUUGACUGUCAAAGCCUCAGAAACAAACGGGAAUAAUAAUUCAAAGACGGUAAAAGUGAAUUAUACCCCCGGAGCCAAAAGUGAUCGGGAGAUUCAAAAUUCUCUGCUCGACGCUGCAGCAAAUCAGGAAAAUGAUGAAAAAUUUAUACGUUUUGUUCCGUACAAGAUAUAUUUAAUUGAAUACUGUGUAGGAGUGAUGUACAACUUGGAUGAUAAAAAGUUAACAGAUAGAUACAUGGAAUUAUACAACUUUUGUAAAAGAGUUAAGAAAAAGGCUGAAACUUUAGAAAUGAAUGAUGAAGGUCGCACGAAAGAAAUUAUUGCCGAUUGUAAACGACGAUGUAAAACCAUAGUAAAAACGCAUCAUUUUCGUUAUAUGCCUAGAGACUGUGGUCUUUGAAAAAUGUGGUAAUUUGUAUUUCAUAUACACUUAUAAGCGAAAAAAAUCACAUUGAGGUAUUUAAAAUAUUAGAAAAUUUGUGCCUUUGUUGAUAUUUAAUAAAAGAAAAUAUAUACAUCAAA